Molecule: messenger RNA, 470 nt
Organism: Schistocerca gregaria
Lineage: Eukaryota; Metazoa; Arthropoda; Insecta; Orthoptera; Acrididae
Exons: 4
Coding region: 63-470 (135 amino acids)
Source: RefSeq, a predicted model, not a curated record
GCUGCUGCAGCAGUAGCAAUAGGAACAGCAGUGUUGCAGCAGGCUUGGUUGCGGUUCGCAGCAUGUCGCGGGAUGGGCGCCUCUACGGUUUGACGGGCCUUCUGCUGCUACUCCUGCUCUGCCGGCAGCCUGCCAGUGUCGCCUGUCGCCUCAAGUGUCCGGCAGGCGACUUAUGCGCUGCUCACUAUGUAUGCUGCUACGAUCAACUCUGCUGUCCGCUGUCAGAGAGGGUGGCAGAGAUAGCCGGUGCGGUGAGCGGAGUCAUCCUUAUGUUCGGAGGCGUUACUUUCUGCUGUGUCAAGUGUUGCAGGACCAGAAGACGAGAUGCCAGCAGCCCAGUGCUGAGGACACCUGCUGUUGUUCCGACUCCGACACCAGCUACAGGUGAUGAUGAGGAUCACUUCAUUGAGACAUCGCCUCUUAUUCAUGACCAGCCUGUGACGUAUGGGUGUCAUGAGGACAUCAGCUAG